Messenger RNA from Rhododendron vialii, 2481 nucleotides. Its product is annotated as DNA glycosylase/AP lyase ROS1. Gene Ontology annotation, molecular function: DNA demethylase activity; DNA N-glycosylase activity. The record is from RefSeq and is a predicted model, not a curated record. The coding region runs from base 1903 to 2349 and encodes 148 amino acids. The transcript has 8 exons. Lineage: Eukaryota; Viridiplantae; Streptophyta; Magnoliopsida; Ericales; Ericaceae.
UUUUGUUUUUUUUGGUGUGGGUGUUGGGGAUGGGGGGGACGUGGCAACCACUCAUCUUCAUUUUGAACAGUGGCAAAAACUAGCACCCCACUUGCAAUGAAUUAUUUGCAUUUUAUACUCAAUAUGAAUACUUGAACUUUGUUUUUGGCGUGCAAGGCUUGUAGAGGUGUCAAAUGUGCCGGCACGACCCGUUUAACUUCGUGCUAACCGUGCUUCAUGCCGUGCCGUGCCGGCCCGUUUACUUUAUUUACUUAAAUCGUGCUGUGUCGUGCCGUGCCGUGCUGUUUGUCAAUCGUGUCGUGCCGUGCCGGCCCGUUUACUUAAAUUGUGUUGUGCCGUGCCAUGCCAUUUGUCAAUCGUGUCGUGUCGUGCCGGCCCAUUUCUGAAAUCGUGUCGUGUCAUGCCGGCCCAAUUUCUUAAAUCGUGUCGUGUCAUGUCAUGCCGGUCCGUUUUCUUAAAUCAUGUCGUGCCAUGCCGUUUUCAAUCGUGUCAAGAUGUGCCGGCCCAUUUACUUAAUCGUGUCGUGUCGUGUCGUGUCGAAUCGGGCCGGGCCGGGCCGUUUUAAGUCAUGUCGUUUUAGUCUGCCCUAACAUUUGCUUUCAUAUUAAAUUACUCUUGCACCAUAAAUAUUUUGAUAAGUUUUUUUAAUUUUACUUGUUAUCUUGUAUUGUAAUGUUAAAUUUGCAAACCAAAGGUCCAAAGCCUAUUUAAUUUUACUAACAAAAACAAAACAAAUAUUUUUACCGAAUAAAAUUUGAUAGUUUUUUAAAAGUAAAAAAAUGAUUUUUUAAAAACAUGAUUUUUUAAUAAAUUGUUUUUUAAAAAAAAUUAAAUAUCUUAGUUGUUUACCUUUAAAAAUAGGUAAACAAAUAUUUUUAACGGAAUAGAAAUUGUUUAAUUUUUUAAAAAUUUUAAAAAAAAACCAUGUGGCUUAUUUAAUUUUUUUUCCCUUGCUUCGUGCCGUGCCCUUUCGUGCCCAUGCUCGUGCCUAUGCCCGUGCCUUGCUAGAACCGUGCCAUGCCGUGCCGUUCCUGUCCACUUUUCGUGCCCGUGCCCGUGUCGUGCCGUGCUGUGCCAGGCCAACUUUCGUGCCGUGCCCGUGCCGUGCCAGGCCAAUACCGUGCCUGUGACGUGCCGUGCUACCCCGUGCCCGUGUCGUAUCGUGCCGGUACGGCCCAUUUGACACCUCUAAAGGCUUGCCCUCCCAAGUCUAGAAGAGAAAAGUAUAGUGGGUUCAACAACUCCAGCAGCCACUGACAGAAGCGCUACAAUAGGAAUCAGGCCCAUUCCAUUACUAACAGCUGAUAGAAAUGAACCGAAAGAGAUCGGAUCAGUUUUGAGGAACUGUGAACCUAUUGUCGAGGAACCAGCAACACCAGAAGGUCCAGAACCAGAAACUGCAGAGUUCACGCUGAACCAACACCAGUAGUGACAUCGAAGAUGUGUUUUAUGAGGAUCCUGACGAAAUUCCUACAAUCAAACUCAACCUUGAAGAGUUCACGCUGAAUCUACAUAACUACGUGCAAGAAAAGAUGGAACUGCGAGAGGGUGAUACGUCCAAAGCUUUAGUUGCUUUGUAUCCACAGGCUGCUUUGAUCCCUACACUGAAACUGAAGAAUGUGAGUCGACUACGCACAUAGCACCAAGUGGUAUAUAUGACGAGGUCUGCAUAUCAGCUGCUGAUAAAGGCUGACUGUACCAAUACUGUCCAGAAGACAACAGCUGUGAACUCUUUCCGAAAUGAAAGACGCAAAAAUACAAAACCUAGCAGCUGGAUAAAUGAGAACCUGAUGAUCCAAGCCCAUAUCUGCUUGUUGCUAUAUGGGCACCAGGUGAAACAGCAAAUUCAGUCCAGAAUGAAGGUGUGGGUCUCAAGAAUCAGGCAAACUCUGCAAUGAGAAAAUGUGCUUCUCGUGCAAUAGUAUGAGAGAAGCAGAUGCCCAUACAGUUAAAGGGACAAUCUUGAUUCCAUGUAGAACAGUAAUGAGGGUGAGCUUUCCGCUAAAUGGCACAUACUUCCAAGUUAAUGAGAUGUUUGCUGAUCAUGAAUCCAGUCUUAACCCAAUUGAUGUUCCAAGGGCAUGGAUAUGGAAUUUGCCAAGACGUACAGUUUACAUUGGGACCUCUGUAUCAACAAUUUUCAAAGGCCUAACAUCAGAGGGAAUUCAAUACUGCUUUUGGAGAGGUACUGAAGACGGAACAGAAGUGUCGUACGAUUCAAGAUCGAGUUCAAUCCUAUUGAGGAAGAAGCUGAAAACCUUGGUUUCCGUGCGCAUAGUCGCUCUGAUUAAUUUAAGUCGAUUUUUUUUUAGAAUCUUCCAAGUUUAUUUGGAAAUUGUAAUAUUUUGAUUUAUUUGAAACGGUUGUAAUAUAAUGACAUAUGCUUUUGAAAUGGUGAUGUAGUAAAUCUAUGAAACCCUUUUGUGAAAAUAAUCUUUGUAAUGUUUAUUAAUGUCUCCGAAUUUCGGAGCUUUACAAAUG